Caenorhabditis briggsae is the source of this 252-nucleotide messenger RNA. NCBI's taxonomy places the organism in Eukaryota, Metazoa, Nematoda, Chromadorea, Rhabditida, Rhabditidae. The transcript has a single exon. The record is from RefSeq and is a predicted model, not a curated record. Bases 1 to 252 code for a protein of 83 amino acids.
AUGGACAGAAAUCUUGAUUUGCACAAGGAAUCCAACAUGGACCAUCAAAAGAAAACGGACGAUAUGCACUUCGGUGGACAGCAGGAUAAGCAUUUUGGAGGAAUCGAUAGUCAAUGUGGAGGAAAGAAUGAAAUCAAAAGUGGAUCCUGUGGAGACAAAGGACAGUGCAAGGAAGGAAACCGUUGUGAUAAGAUGGAAGAUGAGCCAAUGGACAAGAGAAGAGAAUCGGAUGUCAGAAACAAGGAAAUGUGA